Rotaria sp. Silwood2 is the source of this 4584-nucleotide messenger RNA. The record is from the annotation of a GenBank genome assembly. Lineage: Eukaryota; Metazoa; Rotifera; Eurotatoria; Philodinida; Philodinidae.
AUGGAAACUCGACAACUUCAUUCGAGCCAAAAAGAAGCAAUGAAGAAAAUAGCUGAAUUUUCAGGAGAAGCAAAUGAACUGGAUAUUGAUGAAUGGUUAUUCGAUUUGAACAAUUUGUUUUCAUUAAUGAAAUUAAAAGAUGAAACAAAAAUUCUCGAAACAAUGGGCAAAUUAACAGGACCAGCAUUACGAUGGUAUCAAGAAAAUUUAAGAUCAUUCAUUAAUUGGAAUGAUGCUGAAAAAGCAUUACAAGAUCGAUUCAAAGAAUUUACAUCCGAUAGUCAAUUAAUGCAAGAAUUUUUUCAUAUUCAUCAAGAAGAAAACCAAUCGGUUACAUCAUUUUAUGAAAAUGUUAUUCGUAAAUAUAGGAAAGCCCGACAAUUCAUUACCGAACAACAAAUUAUUACAGUAUUACAAAAUGGUGUUAAAAAUUCAUUAAAAGAACAUUUAAUUCGAAAUGAAAAAGAUAUUAAGAAACCAGAAGAAUGGUUGCAAGUUGCUCGAGAAGAAGAAUAUAUACAGAAGCGAAUUCAACAACAAAGUAAUAGUUUGUAUUCUGAAACAAAAAAUAAAAUAUUUUUUGAAUCUAUAUUACCAACUGCAACAAUUCAACCAACAUCAUCGAAUACUGAAUCAUGGAGUCAACAGCCAUUUAUAUCACGUCAUUACGAUAAAAAACAACAUCAGCAACUACCAUCAUUAACAAAUAAUCGAAUAUAUCCAAAACAAAACAAUUUUUUUAAUCUUAAACAAAAUCAAAAAUAUUAUCCAGAACAGAAAAUACAGAAACCAGCUUCAUGUUUAAUUUGCAAUCGAAAAAAUCAUCCAACAAUUAAAUGCUUUUAUAAGAAGGACAAUGGCUGUUUUAAAUGCGGACAAUCAAAUCAUCAAAUACGUGAUUCCAAAAAGUCAUCAACCACAACAGCAUUUACUCCCAUUUUUGUUAAAAUUAUAUGCAACAAUACUCCACAGGAAGCACUUAUCGAUACUGGAUCGGCCAUCACUAUUAUACAUCAAUGCUUAUUAAAUGAUAUUCCACAUGAAAAAUUUAUACCAAAAACAAAAAAUCAUUUAUCAGCAAAUUGUUCAACAUUAAAUAUUUUUGGCGAAAUACCAUUAGAAAUAAAUGUUAAUGGAAUAAAAACAACAGUUAUUGCCGACGUGACAACAAAUCUCGUUACAAAUUUAAUAUUAGGUAGUGAUUGGAUUCAAUCAAAUAAUGUUUAUAUUCUUACACCUGAACAACGAAUUAUGAUCCGAAGUCGAGGUAGAGAAGUAUCAACUCCUUUUGUAAAACCACCUCUCUUAAAUUAUCCAGCUACUCUUAUUAAUCAUAUUACUCUUCCUCCUUUUUCAGAAAAAAUAGUAGAAGCAAAAGUUCAACACAACAAUAGGAUAGAUGUAUUAUUUGAACCAAAUCCUCGAUUAAAAAACAAAGCAUUAUUUAUUGCAAGUGCAUUACUCAACAUUGAAAAUAGAAGAAUAAGAAUUAGUAUAAUUAAUGCAACGAAUCGGCAGCAAACACUUUCCGAAGGAACGAAAUUAGGCAUAGCAACACAAAUAUCUUCUACAAUUGGUGUUACCAUACCAUCAGAUCAUUUAGAGGAACGCAUUCCGACAGGAAAAGCGUGUACAGUGCUCAUUCCUAAAGGAAAAGAAGCAAAUACAUCGGAUAAAUUAAAUUCCAAGAAUAUGCCGAUUACUACAUCAUAUGAACAACAACAUCAAUGUCGUAAAUGUCAUCAACAUUUCGAUACUGGAAACAAUCUGUUUAAACAUCUCAGAAACAAAUGUUAUCCUGAAGACAUAAGACAACAAAUAAAUAAAUUAAUCGCACAUAUUAAUGAUGAUAAACAACGAGAACAAAUUUUAAAAAUUUUCUGGAAAUAUGGAAAAUUAUUUGACAUUAGUGAACCCUCAAAAAUUGACAUCAUUUUAAAAAAUGCUAUUGAUACUGGCACACAUCGACCUAUUCAUACUCCACCAUAUAGAAAAUCCAAUAAAGAUCAAGAAACCUUAAGGAAAGAAACAGAAAAAUUAUUAAAAAAUGGAAUUAUUGAACAUUCAACAUCUCCAUGGUCAUCACCAGUUGUAUUAGUCAAAAAGAAAGAUGGAACAACAAGAUUUUGUGUCGAUUAUCGUCGUUUAAAUCAAAUUACAACAAAAGAUGCAUUUCCUCUACCAAGAAUUGAUGAUAUUUAUGACCAAUUAACAAAAGCAACAUACUUUACAAAAUUUGAUUUCAAAGCAGGAUAUUUUCAAGUGCCAUUAGACAAGGCAGAUCGACCGAAAACAGCAUUUUCAACCAGAGAUGGACAUUUUCAAUUUAAAGUCCAAAUAGAUGGAACCAUAACAUAUCGAAGAAUAGCAAGACCGGAAAUACUAUUUCUUGGUCAUUUAAUUAAAGCUGGUACUAUUAAACCAGAUCCAAACAACAUCCGUGGAUUGACUGAUACACGAGAACCAACAUCAGCCGAGGAAGCAUUUAGAUUCGUGAAAGCAGCAGAAUAUUACAGAAAAUUUAUUCCAAAAUUCUCCUUCAUCGCCGCACCAUUACAUAAAUAUUCACCAGCAACAUUACAACAACAAAAGAAUAACAAAAAAUUAAAAUUUGAAUUAUCUGAUGAAGCUCGAAUAGCAUUCCAUCAACUCAAGAAAAUAUUAACAACCGAUCUCAUUCUCGAUUUACCUGAUGACAUAUUACAAUUUAAAUUACAAACUGAUGCUUGUGUGGAUGGAAUUGGCGCUGUUCUGUUACAAAUUACUCCCAAUGGUGAUCGACCAUUAGCAUAUAUGUCAAAGAAAUUAACAAAAACACAAACUAAUUGGCCAACAAUUGAACAAGAAUGUUACGCAAUAGUAGAAGCAGUCGAAAAAUGGGACAAAUAUCUUCGUGGACAUGAAUUUAUAUUAGAAACUGACCACGAACCAUUAAUUAAUUUUGCAAACAAGGAACAAUUGAAUAAAAGAUGUGAACGAUGGCGAUUAAAAUUAGCUGAAUAUCGAUUUAAGGUGAAACAUAUUCAAGGCAAGAAGAACAAUAUGGCAGAUUAUCUUUCAAGAUCGCCGGUGGAAGCAGCUCAAGAAGAUAUUGAAGAAAGAAUCCAAUAUACAUCAAUAUCCACACAAACAGAUUUAUCAUUUUCAUCAUCAACUAAUAAUAAUUUAAUUCCAUUAAAAAUAACAACAGCAAUCACUAGAGCUCAAGCCAAAUUACAACAAUAUGCAAUGGCAACACCAUCGAUUACACCAACGGAUGAAAAAAAUAAUGAGCUCAUCCCACAAGGGAAAGCAGCGAUUGAUAAAGAACCAAUAACAAAAUCAUCAGAUGAAAACCUGAAUAAGAUCAUUCCAUUUGAUAUGGAUGAUUUAAGAAAAUGUCAAGAAGAAGACCAGACAAUACAAGAAAUAAAAAAGAAUAUUAAGAAUAAAAAACAUUAUUUCAUUGAAAAUGGAAUAUUAUUUAGAAGACAGCAGCUACCACUUUCACCAGUACCAUAUGUUCCAGACGGACGAAUACGUGCUGAUAUAUUAAAAAUUUAUCAUGAUACACCUGGUAAUGGAGCUCAUUUUGGUCGAGACAAAACAACAAGAAAAAUUCAAGAACGUUAUUACUGGCCAACAAUGAUAGCUGAUAUUAGAAAUCAUUUAAAUUCAUGUUUACCAUGUGCACAAAAUAAUUAUCGUCGUCAAAAAUUACCAGGAAAAUUAAAACCAAUACCACCACCAGAAGGAAUAUGGAAAUUAUUGAGUAUGGAUUUUCAUGGUCCAAUAACUCCAACAUCAAAACAAGGAAACAGAUAUAUUAUAUCUCUAACGGAUGUAUUAUCAAAAUUUGUUAUUACAAAAGCUGUUCGAGAUUGUUCAGCAACAACAGCAGUGAAAUUCCUUAUAAAUGAUGUUAUAUUAAAAUAUGGAACGCCAACAUGUAUUUUAACUGAUAAUGGUACACAUUUCACAUCUCAACUUAUGAACAAAUUAUUUGAAAAUCUUGGAGUUACUCAUCUAUAUUCUACAGUAUAUCAUCCACAGACAAAUGGACAGAUCGAACGAUUUAAUGCUACAAUGGAUGGAAAAAUUGCCGCUUUAUGCAACGAACGACGUACAAAUUGGGAUGAAGUAUUACAAUUUGUUACUUUUAAUUAUAAUACAUCAAUACAUGCAGCAACAAAACAAACACCAUUUGAAAUGAUGCAUGGACGACAAGCUACUCUUCCAUUUGAUCAACAAAAUGAAAUUAUUUCACUCACACAAGAUCCAGAGCAUAGUCAAAAAAUUAGAAUUUACCUUGAAAAAUUAGUAAAUGAAGCUCGGAACAAUAUUAUAAGAAAUCAACAACAAUAUAAAGCUCGAUAUGAUUUACAUAGACAAGAUUUAUUAUUAAAAGUCAACGAUUUAGUUUUAGUAAAAACAAAAAAUAUUAGAAACAAAUUUGAUAUACGAUAUGAAGGUCCAUUUAAAAUUAUUAAACAAUUAGGAAUUAAAACAUUCAUUGUUCAACAUGUAAAAAAAUUAACAUUAACAAGACAAGUGACUAUGGAUGUUAUCGUUCCACUGGUGGAACGAUGGAAUUUAAUUCAAUAA